Messenger RNA from Cajanus cajan (pigeon pea), 1769 nucleotides. Its product is annotated as Thioesterase/thiol ester dehydrase-isomerase superfamily protein. Gene Ontology annotation, biological process: acyl-CoA metabolic process. The record is from RefSeq and is a predicted model, not a curated record. Gene Ontology annotation, molecular function: fatty acyl-CoA hydrolase activity. NCBI's taxonomy places the organism in Eukaryota, Viridiplantae, Streptophyta, Magnoliopsida, Fabales, Fabaceae.
CACCAAUAAGAUUGUAAUUGUUCCAGAAGUAGAGGAAAGUGUAAGAAAAGAGAAUUAUUUUUUAGAGGAAACUAAAGUAUGGAUUUGAAUUCCCCUCCUUUCAACAACACAAUUCCCGUCAAUGGCACAAUCCCGGUCGCCACCGCCCCUUUCAUGAACCCUCCGCCGGCGAACGGCUCCGGCGACCGGAAGCCCAUCGCCCUGUGGCCGGGGAUGUACCACUCUCCGGUGACCACCGCACUUUGGGAAGCACGGAGCCAGAUCUUCGAGAGGCUUCUGGACCCUCCGAGGGACGCUCCUCCGCAGAGCGAAUUGCUCACCAGAACCCCCUCUCAGAGCAGGACCAGCAUCUUGUACAACUUCUCCUCUGAUUUUGUUCUCAGAGAACAGUAUAGGGACCCCUGGAACGAGGUCCGAAUUGGGAAGCUUCUCGAAGAUCUUGAUGCCCUUGCUGGAACUAUUUCUGUCAAGCACUGUUCUGACGAAGCUAGCACAACAAGGCCACUUAUAGUCGUCACUGCUUCUGUGGAUAAGAUUGUACUGAAAAAGCCAAUUAGUGUUAACACUGAUCUCAAAAUUGUUGGUUCUGUUAUAUGGGUUGGGCACUCCUCAAUAGAGAUUCAACUGGAGGUUACUCAGUUCAAUGAAGAGGGCAAUGAUUCAGACUCAGUAGCACUAACAGCCAACUUCAUAUUUGUUGCUCGUGACUCAAAAACUGGGAAAGCUGCUCCAGUGAAUCGACUUUCACCCGAAACUGAUCAUGAAAAACUUCUUUUUGAACAAGCUGAAGCAAGAAGUAAUUUGAGAAAAAGGAAAAGAGGAGGGGAAAAGAAGGACUUUGAGAAUGGGGAAAAAAAUAGACUUAAGGCCCUAUUGGCUGAAGGAAGAAUCUUUUGUGACAUGCCAGCUUUAGCUGACCGAGACAGCAUUCUUCUAAAGGAUACCAGCCUUGAGAACUCUUUGAUUUGCCAGCCACAGCAAAGAAACAUCCAUGGUCGAAUAUUUGGAGGUUUCUUGAUGCAUCGUGCAUUUGAAUUGGCUUUCUCAACAGCUUAUGCCUUUGCUGGAUUAGUUCCUUGCUUUCUAGAAGUUGAUCAUGUUGAUUUCCUAAGACCUGUUGAUGUUGGAGACUUUUUGCGUCUCAAAUCUUGUGUUCUGUACACUGAGCUUCACGAUCCAGAUCAGCCACUUAUCAAUGUUGAAGUUGUUGCUCAUGUCACAAGACCUGAGCUGCGUUCUAGUGAGGUAUCAAACACUUUCCAUUUCACUUUCACACUACGUCCAGAAGCAAAGGCAAUGAAAAAUGGAUUCAAACUUCGAAACGUGGUACCGGCAACAGAGGAAGAAGCACAGCGCAUAUUAGAGCGCAUAGAUGCUGACAACUUGAAUGAAUUCUUCCGAACAUAAGAAGUUAAGUAUUUAAAAUAUUCGCCACUAACUAUGUGAGCACAAGUUCUAAGGUUAGCUCUUAUAUAAUAAAACUUUCUGCGUAAUGUUUGAGAGCACUAGUGUUUCUUAUGUCUAUAGCAUCAUUAUACUUGAUAGAAGGUAAUUGGUGCUUAGACAAGUAUAUGAACCUGCUCACAAGUCAUAUCAUACAUGAAGCAACUUUGUGAACCUAAUAGAUGUUAGUAUGAGGAAAACAUAGUAAGUUAGUGACCGAGUGUUUACUUUACAAUGAAUUAUGUCCGAUCAAUGAUGGCUACAGUGAAUUGCCACGAUUGUUACUGGUUAAGCAUAUAAAGCUAGUGAUAUUUAUUAUAUUAUUA